AUGGAUUCAAGUUCUAAAACCGCCGGAGCAAAUACGCCUGCAAAAGAAUCAAACCGAUCAAAAUUUAAUGAAAUCUCAAAACAAUUAGAAAAUUUCAAUCCCAAUGUGUCGUCUCCAGGUUUUAAAUCAUCUAAUUCUCCAUGUAUGAAGUCUGCAAAAAGUGUUCGCUCCCAAAAAUCUACUUCCAGAAACCAUUACCCUACUGGUAGUAUUCAAGUGGCGUCACCUUCACCGGUGAAGAAAAUUCGGCAGAGGAAGUUCUUGAUUGCAAAAAGGAAAUCGGAAAAGGGGGAAGUGAAUUCUUCGACAGCAGCAUCAGUGGAAUGUAACAAGUGUAAGAAGGGGACAGGAAAACCCAAGUGUUUGUGUGUAGCCUAUGAGAGCCUGAGGGCUUCUCAGGAAGGGUUCUUCAAAAAUAGCAGUAAAAUUGACGAUAAGGUCGAUUUGGAGAAGUUAUGUGAUGAUGAUACAGCGAAUCGGGAGCGUGAAGUUAACCCUAUAAGCCAAAAACCGGAGACUGCCAAAGGAUUUUGUGGCAAAGUGGAGGAAAAUGAUGAUUUAUGUGAGAUUAAUGUGAUGAGUGAGGAUGAUGUAGAUGAGGUCGAGGCGAAUGGUGAAACGGGCACUAAGAGAAGAAGGGGAAGGCAUUUAAAAGAGGGUAGAGAGUGUGCACCGGAGCCAGGGUCUGGCAAGGUGAUGCAUUUGGUGAAGACAUUUGAGAAACUUCUUUCAAUUCCAAAAUCGAGCGAUUCUAAGGAAAAGGAGGUGGACGAAGUGGAGGAUAUUAAUACGGAAAUGAGAAAACCUACUGAGGUUGCCGAAAAACAGGUUUCUCCAUCUUCAUUUAGUCCCUCUGAUGUUUUCCUCACAUUGGAGAGCUUAGGUUUGGAUUCAGUUUCGCACCGUUCUUCUUCACUAGACAGCAGCCAAGGAAGCAUUUCAAGUAAAACUUCUGCUGGUGGUCGAAGAAGCAGAAGAAAAAGCUUCGAAUCAUCUGGAACCUCUGUGAGAAGACAUGGGAGAAGGCAGCUUAAAGCAGCAACUUCUCAAAAGCCCUUCAUGCUCAGAACAGAGCAAAGAGGAAGGUGCAAGGAGGAAGAAUUCAUGAAAAAGGUGCAAAAAAUAAUGGAGGAAGAGGAGAAGUUGCGGAUACCACUUGCACAAGGUCUUCCAUGGACAACGGAUCAACCAGAGUGUUUAAUGAAGCCUUCGGUCAAAGAUAAUACAAGGCCUGCUGAUCUCGUGCUACACAGUGACAUUAGGGCUGUUGAACGUGCUGAGUUUGAUCAUCAGGUGGCCGAUAAAAUGAGCCUUAUUGAACAAUACAAGAUGGAAAGGGAGAGACAGCGAAAGUUGGCUGAAGAAGAAGAAAUUAAGAGGCUGAGGAAGGAGCUCGUUCCUAAAGCUCAACCGAUGCCAUAUUUUGACAGGCCGUUCGUCCCUAGAAGGUCGGUGAAGCAUCUAACUAAUAAGUCCACGGUGCCAAAGGCGAAUGCAUAA
Molecule: messenger RNA, 1500 nt
Organism: Fraxinus pennsylvanica
Lineage: Eukaryota; Viridiplantae; Streptophyta; Magnoliopsida; Lamiales; Oleaceae
Source: the annotation of a GenBank genome assembly